AUGCCGUCGUCCUCCGACCGCAUCCGUGCGCUCAUUGCGGAGGGCAACCGCCGCCUGGCCCGGACGCAGCCUGGUGCACGCUCGGGCUCGCGGUCAUCGCAGUCGCUCACACCCAACACGGUCGACGACCCGGAGCUGGGGCGCAACGAGCAGUAUGCCGCCAUGGUCCGGGACCUGCGCCGGCAGGGUGCACUCGCCCGCCGCAACCAGCUCUCCGACUGGGCCUUUGCCUUUUACGGCCACCUGCAGUCGCUGCUGACCACCCUCAAGGCGUCAAAGCGGUCCCGCGCCCUCGACGCAGAUGUCACCGCCGUCUACACCUGGUACGACGCCAACCGCGGCGCCGAGGCCUCGUCGCUGCAGAUUGGCGGCCUCGGCCUCGGCCUGUCCUCGCCCUCGCCUCCGCCGUCCUCAACCACACACAACCUCUCACUACCUUCGGCAGCUUCGCCAAGCAGCUCGCCUGCCACAGGCACUCCAUUGCAGCUUCGCGAGCCAUCGUCGCCCGCCCUGCCGGCGCGCGGCGUCACUACCGCCACCACCCCUGCCGAGGGCUUUGGCAACCUUGUGCCGUCGCCGCUGCACGAGACCAUUGUCCGCGGCUCGUCUACCUGGGCCCCCACACCCGAGGCGCAGCACGCCGCCCCGUUCACGGCCGCCGCUGGGUCGCCGGCCGCCGCCACCACGCCAGCCGCCACGACAUCGUCGGGUGCCGCUGCCGGCCACUCCUCACACUCGUCACACUCGUCACACCCCGCUGAGAGCCAUGUUCUCGGUAAGCCGGCGCUCACCAUCCCAGACUCCAUUGUUCGCCCUAAUAUGGCCCGGUCAGCAAUCGGCGACCAGCGGACAGCCUUUGACUCUUCGUUUACGGUCGAGUAUGCUGCCCAGGACGAGGCCGAGGCUGUGGACCAUGCUGCGUCAACGUCGAUGGUCCGCCGCCGGCACGACACUACCCCGUCGGCCCGCAUCAAACCGGCUCCGCUUGUCGAUGCCACCUACAUCGAGUACGACCGCAGAUUGCACGAGCUCAUCAAGGCCACCGGCGGCGUCUCACUCGGCAUGGCUUCACCGCGCGACUCUCAUCAUCCACUUCCGCCGACCGUGCCCGAGGCAUUGGCCCACGCCUCCGCCACGGCUCGCCCCAGCUUGACCGCCCGCCGCGACCGUAAGUCGGUCGCUGCCCUCCGCCUCCGCGCCCGCCCGUGGUCAGCGUCGGCCUCCCGGGACACCGCCGCUACCGUUGUCGCCUCGACUCAAUCCGAGUAUCAGGCUGCGUGGGAAGCACCACAGGCCGAGUCGGCCCACGACAUGCUCAAGCACUACAAGCAGCGCAACCUGAUGUCGUCCUACCUCCAGCGCGAAGCCAUUCUCAACCCCAAGCCGCCUAGCCCAUCGCCGCCUCAGCCGUCAAUGCGCGACGACCCAGGCCUGCUUCCGGCCACCUCGCUGCUUGUUGCCCAGAAACUGGGCUCGCUCCCGCCCGGCGCCUACGUCGCUCCUUCGCCGCAUCUCCUUGUCACUCUCGAGAAGCAGCGACAAGCCCGGACUACCGCUACAGGCACGGCCUCUAACGCGGCCGCUCCCGCUCCCACCGCUACCUCUGCCCUGCGCCAUCGGCCAGGCACAGCCUCGCGCUCUAUUCGGUCGGACGCUUCUGCUGCUACCGGUCAGCAGCGCGCGCGCCCGACCACUGCGCCGCUGCGCCCGUCUGUCUUCGACCCACCUGCCGACGAAGAGGACGGUGACGAGGCCUGGCUCCGCCGCAAGCUUCUCGACGCCGAGCAGGGCAAGUACCUCAACGACUUGGCCCAGCGUGCCAAAGGCGCUGCCCGCGCCCGCGCCCGUGCCGAGGAAGAGUCGAUGCGACGCAUCGAGUCCCACACCUACGCCUCGCAGACAGGCGGCGCCACCCACUCGCUGUGGAAACCAGCUGAUCCGGCGCUGCUUGACUACGACAUGGCGCCGCUCAAAGAGCGCCGCCGAUUCGGGUCACGGAGCCCCGAGGCAUCGUUCGAGUCACACCCCACCAACUCACCCGGCAGCGCAACAUCGCCAGCCAGGCUUGAUGACGACAACGACGACUCGGACGACGACAAGUCAACUCUCUUCGACGACUCGUCCAACUCGAUCGAGUCCGAUAAGCGCGCUACCGAUGCCGCCGCCGCCAAGCAUGUCACCAUCAUUUCCAAUCUCGAGGAUCUCGCUUCGUCGGAAUCUUCAGAUGACGACGAGCUCCGUGGCGAAGGCGCCGCCGCCUGGAACGCCGCCCAGGCUGCCCAGGCAGCGAGCGAUGCUCAGCUUCCGAUGGUGGUGGCGACAGGCCCGGUUGUCACCCGCACGCCCGAUCGUGACCCCGAAGCCCGCAAGCAUGCCGUCCUCAAGGCCAUCCGUGACAACCGCGUCCUACUCUCUGCCUACGAGCAUGGCGCGGCUGCACGCGGCGCACAAGGCGUGGCCCAAGAUGCUCCCGACAUUCUCGGCGGAGACUCGCGACCAAGCACCGCCCAUCAACGACCCGAGACAGGCUCAGAUCGUUGGCGCAAGUCCUCGACCGCAAGCUCGGACGCAUCCGCGGUUCCGCCGGCGUGGUCUGCCCCGCCGCAGUUUACGCUUCCACGACCGGCAACGCUCUCGCACGAUCCCCCCCCACCGCCGGUCCCGCCGGCCAUCGCCGACUACAUCCAGGAGCUGCGUGAAGAGCGCGAGGCCAAGCGUGCUGCAAGGCUCGCCCGCCGCAAGGCCAAGGCCGCCGCCCGCAAGGGCGGCCCCGCUGCAGCCGCCCAGCUCGCCGCCGAGCUGGCCAAGGCAAACCGCAAGCGCCAGUCGUCGGCAGGGCGCAACCGCAAGCCCAAAAGCCGGCGGGCCCGCCAGCCCGAGCUGGAGCCUGCCCCAUCGCUGGAGCGCAUGCGCCAGCACGAGGAGGUCUACCGCAUCCAGCAGACUUUUGCCAUCCACGACGUCCAUGUCGAGCCGGCGGUGCUAGAAGCUGGCCUUCUCGUCCCACAAGACCGUGACUAUGUUCACUGCGUCAAGUACCUGCCGGCUCCGGGCUCAACAGCUCGGCUGCUUGCCGACCCCGUCAAGGCGCUGGCUGAUCAGCGCAAACGUCGCUCCAAAAUGUCCCGUGCACAGCGCCGCCGCGCUGCCAAGGCUGCUCCGCUCCCACGGUAUCCGAUGUCGGUAGCUGCUCGUGCCGAAGCCGCCCGUACCGCCGCCCUCGCCGCUGCCGAGGCCGAAAUGGCCGAGGCCGCCGCCCUCGCCGCCGCUCCGGCUGACCUGGCUGCCGCUGGCCCCGCACCACCGACCAAGGGCCGCCGCCGCGGAUCGCGCAAGCCGUCGUCGGUCAACACCCGCCGCCGCAAGAUCCGCACCUCCUUAUCGUCGCCUGCUCGUCCGUCGUCGCGUCCAGCUGGCUCGGUCACCGACAUGGAUGCCAACGUUGCUGCUGCUGCUGCUGCCACCCGCGCCGCCGCUGCCGCUGCCUCGCCCAGCCGUCGCCGUCGCAAGCGCGGCACCAAGAACUCAUCACCGCGCAAGCGCAGGAUCCGAGGCGUUAGCCGGCCCACCACUGCGUCGAGCUCCGCCAACGAGAACCGCCAUGGUGCCGCCAACCGCGCCGCAGCUUCCCCACCGCCGCUCAUCAAUGUUACGGCCGAGUAG
Molecule: messenger RNA, 3663 nt
Organism: Thecamonas trahens ATCC 50062
Lineage: Eukaryota; Apusomonadida; Apusomonadidae
Exons: 2
Coding region: 1-3663 (1220 amino acids)
Source: RefSeq, a predicted model, not a curated record